UCGAGUCGCUCGCGUUCCGCAUCCACUCGGCAUGCCUUUCCGUUUCGUAACCGUCGCCUCCGCACCAGAGACCAGUUCCGCUCGUCGCCACCACGGCAAUCAAGCGCUCUAGUCGCCCGGCCGCGCGAUCUGCUGUGACCGUUGCGAAGUGCGCACAUAUAUAUUUUAUUCGCGAAGGCGCGUUAAGUGGAACCAAACAGACCAUUUGUCAGUGAAGAUUACAAAGAUUGAACACCUGAAAUUGUGAAAAGUGCAGUGGUUCUGAAGAAGUUAAAAAUUUCCAUUUUUUUUUGUGGAAAAUAUUGCCCAUAAAAGUCAUAAAAUCAUUUAAAUAUAAUUGAUUGGUUAAAAACAUACAUUGAAAAAGGCCGUCUGAUAGUUUUUAAAUAAUUUAAAAAAAUCCUUUAAUCACUUCUCUCUGAGUGUUGAGUUUGAAUUGAUUUCAUUCGAGGUAAAAAAAUUGACAUUGCGAAAUAUUGACGAAUAUGAGUUGCCUUAAAAACGAAAAUAAAAAAGUUGUAUAUUUGUGAGGCAACCUGUGUCACUAAUACAUCUUGAAGCCUCUUCCGUACAGCCUAUCAAUUGAAGCGGUGUCCUCCAGGUGAUGAAACUCUUGACCGGCGGAGCGGCCUGCGACUCGUGAAACACUGAGGCAGGCGGAGUGCGUGCGCGAGUCGAGAUGACGGUGAGCUACCAGUACGAAGUGGCGUCCUCCACGAGCGGCGGCUUCACGCGGCUGCUGUUCAUGUGGAAGGGCAGCCUCUACAAGCUCAUCUACCGCGAGCUGCUGCUGUUCGUGGCCUCGUUCGGCCUGCUCAGCGCGCUGUACCGGCUCGCCUUCACGGAGCCCCAGAAACGAUUGUUCGAGAAGGCGGUGAUGUACUGUGAUACCUUUAUCAAUCUCAUUCCACUGUCGUUUGUGCUGGGAUUCUACGUUUCCUAUGUUGCUUCGCGUUGGUGGCAGCAGUACAUGGCUAUCCCUUGGCCUGACAAGAUUAUGCAUUCCAUUGCCCUUUAUGUAAAUGGAAAUGACGAUCAUGGCAGAAUGGUACGUCGUACAUUAGUGAGAUACCUGAAUCUCAGUCUGAUACUGGUAUUGCGAUCAAUAAGCUCUGCUGUGAAAAGACGAUUUCCAACACUGGAUCAUCUUGUAGAAUCAGGAUUUAUGACUACUGUUGAAUUAGAAAUAUAUCAGUCAGUUCCAAGUGUGGAAUUCAACACUUACUGGAUUCCAUGUACUUGGUUUAUAUCAUUGUUGAAAGAAACGAGACGGGAAUCCCGCAUCACAGAUCCACAAGGAAUGAAGUUAAUUAUGGAGGUGGUCACAAUUGCUACAUACUCAUUUUUUCUGGCAGCCCUAGUUGGGCGGCAGUACGUGGAUGACUCCAAAAAGCCUAUGCAAAUGGAAAUUGAUAUUUACAUCCCGGUUUUUACGAUACUGCAAUUUUUCUUUUUCAUGGGUCUGUUGAAGGUUGCUGAACAGCUCAUUAAUCCGUUUGGUGAUGACGACGAGGAUUUUGAACUAAACUGGAUAAUAGACAGACACACAAAGGUCUCGUAUCUUGGCGUUGAUAUAUUGAUGAGACGCUGUCCACCACUUACAAAAGACUUGUAUUUUGACGAAGUCAACUUGACUUUGCCAUACACAGAGGCAGCUGUUGCCUACAAGAAAAAGACUUAUCGUGGCUCUGUGCAUAACAUGCUUGUUCCAGAAGAGAAACACACAAUGUUUCUACCAGAAAUUUUAGAAGAGGAUGAAGAAGAGACUCCAGUUCCAAAGAUGCCUGGCACAAAAACACCAUCCGCUGCAGGUAUCUGGCGGUCGAGGCCGCCGUCUUCGCGCAGCCUCCUUAAGUACGGCGAUUCUGCAUCUGUUGGCCAGACUGGCGACGAAACUGUUCGAGAGGAUGUCAUCAUUGAUCCCGAAAGGAGGACGUCGCUCGUGAAUCGGUCACAUUGGAGUAUUGGGUCUGCUCAAGGAAGCAUAAAGCUGAAACACGUGGAUUCUAACGCCUCGAACACAAUGCACUGGCCUAGCAGUUCUACGCUUGCGCGUUCAGAUACAAGCUUGAAGAUUUCACAGCAGUCAUUAGAAGAUCGUAGUUCUUACACCAAUAUUAAUAGUUUCGUUGAUUUUAAUAGGCAUAAAAUUGGACUAAUUCCCAGUGUUGUGCUCAGAAGUACACAUGGACUUGACAAGUUUCCCGUGAGUCAGAUCAAGCCAAAAAUUGAGCAUGCUUUCAACAUCAGAGCUCUGCCUAAACUAGCACCGAUUAAAAAACACUGUAUUACCGAAGGUAAAAAGAGAGGAGUCCGAUGGAAACCUUUAGUUGCAAACCUUCCAAGUGCUGUUCCGAUAAUGGACUCUGGUGAUCAUAACACAGAGGCAAUUUAUGAAUGUUUAGAUGACUUACCAGAAGACAGAGAAUUCGCUCUAAGGCAUAAAGAGUCAAUUGCAUCAGGAAAAACAUCGAUUUCUACAAAAAGUGAACGUUGUAAUUCCUCAGAUUCGUCUGAGAAAGGUGCAGGGCAAAGUGUGCUGGAGUCGAAGUAUGUGCAGUUUAAAAAAAGAGAAGGAACAUGCAGUUUUCCAUUAUUACACGGUACUAAAGAAUCAUUUGCUGAAAGAACAUGUUUAUCUCAAGGUGAACGCAAAAGACAUUUUCCUGUAUCAGUGAGGCCAUUAGGUGUGGAGUCCGUAAGACAAAAACUAGCGGUCCCAAAAAUGUGUCAAAGCCUGCCUUCUGUUUUAAAUCCUCAUAAUGAAGGUGUGGCAUUUACCAAUUUCCGGCAAAUGAUAGAUCAUGGAACUGAAAUAAACACUGAGCGCAGGCAAAGCAUCCCCAUAUCAAGUACAAGUAUAGAACGCACACCAACAAUUCCGCAAAAUGAGGUUACAAUUUCAAGUAGUGUCACUCAAGUAAAUACUUCACGCAGAGCUGAAGCUUCAAACAUAAAUAAUGAUGACGCGUCUUGGCAUUCCGCUGACUGGACAACCCUGUUGGAUGGAGAUGUAUUUCCAGAAGUUAUACCUAAUUUAAACACGGAUUUUUAUAUUCAUGCGCGCCCUAGUUUCAACAAUGAAAAUUCCCAUUCUUGAUGAAGAUCACACACAAAUUUCGUUUCAUUCCGUAGCUGAAAUAAGAUUACGUACCUACGUAAUUUAUUACUGUCUCAAUGUUAUAAUUAUAAAUGAUAACUUUGUUUUAAUACAUUUAAACAUAAAAAAUACUGCUGUGACAAAUUCCAUUUUACGAGAGGUUCUUAUCUCAACGAUUUUCUUUUCAUUAAUCUGUUUAUUUCAAUAUUAUUAGUAACAGGUAUUUGAUAAUUUAAAUUUCUUUGUAUAGGUACUUCCUCAAAUAAUCAUAUAACUUAAGUAUCAAAAACAACGUCACUUUACGUUAUAUGCAACAUAAUACGUAAUUUUGAUAUCUUUAUUUUGACUAAAUAUGAUAAAGUGUGUGUUUACAAUUCUCGGUUUUUUUUUGGACAAAUGUGUUCUAAGCUGUAAGUAUAGUAGACUAUGUUUAUAUCUUCGUUGAUUUUCCCCAUUUCUCUUCUUUAUGUUUUCUCUAAACAAUAUCUAAUAAAUAGAUUAUUUUUAUUCAAAGAUUAAAAAUCCUAUAUUUUCUCUUGGUAUUUUAAAAUCAAUGAUUUAACGCAACAGUUGAACAACUGUGGCCAAAAAACUGUUCUUAGACAUAAAAAUUAAUAUUUUUUACUUAGAAUCAUUUGUUCACUCAGUGGAAAAAUCUUAUUUGCGUUUAUGUCUUAUUUAUAUAAAAUAAAGAUAAAACAAUAACCUAUAUAGUAAUGCUCGUAACAGUUGGGGCCACAGAAAGCAAUAUUUUAUGAAUAUCAGUAUCAAUUAUCUGUAUAUGCACACAAUCGCACAGUAGCAAAAUGAAAUUUAGAGAACAAAUGUAUAGAACUUAUUUUCAAUAAAACUCUUAUUUCAUU
Molecule: messenger RNA, 3963 nt
Organism: Bacillus rossius redtenbacheri
Lineage: Eukaryota; Metazoa; Arthropoda; Insecta; Phasmatodea; Bacillidae
Product: bestrophin-2-like
Exons: 10
Coding region: 680-3100 (806 amino acids)
Molecular function (GO): chloride channel activity
Source: RefSeq, a predicted model, not a curated record